AUCGAGUGUAUUUCGGUCGACGUGGAGUUCCAGCGACGUCGGAUAGAGCAAGGCAUGGUGCCAGGGAAGGGCAAGGCGCAAGGCGCGCCGAUCUUUCUUCAGAAAACGUACACGCUAUUCGAGAAUGCCCCGGAAGAGGUGGCCGGAUGGGCCAACAACGGCACGACGGUCGUGAUCAAAGACCCCGACGAGUUUGCCAAGUCGAUGCUGCCCAAGUACUUCAAGCACAACAACUUUGCGUCGUUCGUGCGCCAGCUCAACUUUUACGGGUUCCGCAAGUACAAGAAGGACGACAUCUUGAUUUCGGAGGACGAGACGACCAAGAACUGGUGGGAGUUUUACCACGACAAGUUUCUCCGCCACGCCCCGGAACUCAUGGUCCACAUCCGCCGAAAAACGUACUCGGAAGGACCGGACGGCCAAGGCGGGAGCCACGGCGGCCAGGAAAAGGAAGAAGUUGAGGUGCUCAAAGCUCAGGUGACGACACUCCAGUCGCAGCUCGAGCAAGUUACCGCCCAAAUCACAAACCUCACGGAUGUCGUCACGACUUUGUUGCAGUCCAAGUCGCAUCGGCGGCAACUGCCGCCGCACGACGACGUCUCCGCCAAGCGGUUCAAGUCUGAGAGAUAAGAUGAUUUUCCGCGACAACAUUUAAAUGUAAAGACUAAUGCGUGUGGGGGCAA
This is a messenger RNA of Aphanomyces invadans, 683 nucleotides long. RefSeq lists its product as hypothetical. The transcript has a single exon. Bases 55 to 630 code for a protein of 191 amino acids. Gene Ontology annotation, biological process: regulation of DNA-templated transcription. Lineage: Eukaryota; Oomycota; Saprolegniomycetes; Saprolegniales; Verrucalvaceae. Gene Ontology annotation, molecular function: sequence-specific DNA binding; DNA-binding transcription factor activity. The record is from RefSeq and is a predicted model, not a curated record.